Zonotrichia albicollis (white-throated sparrow) is the source of this 5877-nucleotide messenger RNA. The record is from RefSeq and is a predicted model, not a curated record. NCBI's taxonomy places the organism in Eukaryota, Metazoa, Chordata, Aves, Passeriformes, Passerellidae.
CUGGUGUUGUAAUAAAGACCUGCAGAAAGGCCGCGUAUGACCGGUUCCUACAAGUCACGAUGGUUGCCUUUACAGCUCACGCUUUUUCAGUGGUGGCCAUAGAGCGUGAGCUCGGUGAGGGGUGACAGUGGGUGCCUCCAGGCUCUGGGGCAGCCUUUGGUUCCCGUGCUGUCCUGGCAGCGUGAGUCAGAGCUGUGCGCCCCGCUCUUGACUCCAGGCCUGAGCGAUGUUUCAUAACCGUGCUGCUGCUUCCAUAAAAGUACAAAUACGAUGCGCAGCCCUCUCGGGCUCCUCACGGUUUGGAAGGGACUGACGGCCAAAGGCGUUUUGUCCUGUGGCUGCAGAAAUGGAUGCAGUAAAUGGGUGUAGUGUUUGUGUGCGGCUUACUGAGGCCUGUCGACUUAUGAAUCCAUUGGAACUUUCAGUAAUGACAUCAGGAACAAAUCCUAGGUUCCGAGUGGUCAGAUGUGUCUGGCAUAGAUAAUACAAGGAGGGAAGCAUUUUAAAGCCACAUAAAAGUUUUUAAAAGACUCUGCAAAUGUCUGCAGAGUUGCAGAUUUAAAACAAUAUGAAAGAUUGGCUUGUUUCAAUUUAUUUUGACCAAAAGUUGUACUCUUGUUGGAAGAUUUGUCUAGUUCUAUACCUAAAUUAAAAUUGGUGUGGUAUGUCUUGUGCUCACUUCUUUUCUUCAACAUAACUGUUGUAACUUUUUAAUGUGUAUUAAAGUCUCAGUCAACAGCCUAGCUCUUAAAUUCUGUAUAGUUAAGGUAAUUUUAGUCUUGAGUUUUCUCAUACUAAUUUAUUUGAACCUGUAAUAUGCCAUUAAAAGUGGUCUUUCAUGUUAUUAUUCCUUAAUAAAAAGGAAAGGGGGAUAACAGGGUAAACACACAGCUGCCUUGCUUCACAGUAGUUUAUUGCAGUUUCUUUCCCCACAGAGCUAUUCAGCAAUGAAAAUACGGAGCUGUUCGUUUGUUUGUUUGUUUUUUCAAUAACUUGAUUGUAGGUAGUUAUUUUUAGUAGUGGUUUAAGUCAAUCUUUUUCAAAGUUACUUUUAUGUAAAGCAGAAUACAUCAGGGAUGAGUGCAUUUUUUUCUGCUUCAGUAGCUAGAGGAAUUGGAUUUUUUACAUCUUAGAGUUUGUCAAAAGGCAGAAAGGAAAAUGGAGAAAUAAAGUGUAAGACAAGUCUUGUAUUUAAAAUAUUUUUCAUAAUGAUCUGUUGUUCUUAGCAUUUAAUUGUAAAGAUAUUCUUGGGUAAGGAUAACUGGAAGAUCAGAAGAAAACCAGCACUAUGCAAAUGCUUUUAGCUUUUGAGCAGGCUGUUAAAGAAGUAGAUUGGGAUAGCUGAAGUCAUAAUUGAAAUGUUUUUCAAAGCAUUUAAUGAAGAAAAUACUGGUUUCUUAUGUUUCCUGCAUCUUAUUUGUGAGUGAGAAUAUCAGAACUAGCAAUGAUGGGGAGAGCAUAUAUGAGGUAUUUCUGACUUUCUCACUGAAGCCUUAGAAAUGUGUAGUGAUUGUCACACAUAUGUUUUUGAUGUACAGGUUCAAGGAUUAUGUUGUGCUAGGUGGGAGGAGUGUUCUUCAUCAGUGACUUGGACUGUUUCAAGCAUUUUUAUGUGCACAGGAAUUAAGAUGGAUGAAACGUUUCAUUUGUCAUAGCAGCAGCAGGACAAAUAAGAAGUGACUGUAUACUACUGAAAAGUGUUGACUUCAGAGGUGUGGGAACUGAAGUGUUCUGUUCUGCAAAGGCACCAAAAGGUUUUCUGUGCUGCUCUUCAGCUUUAAUGUGGAGGAGACACCUGUAAGAAUCACGGAUACUCAGAAGUGUUCCCAGUAACUGACUGAAGUCUUAUGAAUGUGUAACUGUGAGCUGAAUGGGAUUAUAUGGUCAUACCUGGAAGAAAAUGCUUUGUAGGAACAUUGUCGUAACUGUUAAAGGGCAUAAUGCAGAAUCCGUUAACAGUUUCUGCAGGUGGUGUUUUUUUGCAUGCUAAUCCUGCAGAGAAACAUUGUGUCCAACAAAGUAUGCUGGGUCAGCAAAAGCAAGAAACUUGUGCUGGAAAGACAGUAUCCACAGAUAAACAGAAAUGCCCUUCGGAUAUAAUACAAAGUUUUCAGAAGAAAAGUCAGUUUAGGACCAUUGCUCCAAAAAUGGUACCAAAAUUUUUAACAUCUGGAGUGGUUUCUUGCCUUCAGUCAUCUUUGCCUGAGCCAAUGACACCAAUUUCAGCCUCAGGCUCUAAGCCCCUGGUGGUGCCAGCUCAGAACUAUGCUGUCAUGCAGGUGGCUGCUCACAAGGGCACCUUUUCCCUGCUGGCUGUGCCCUGUGUUGCACCUGCCCUAACUCAGCAAGUUCAGCAGUCAGCUGUGGCCCCCUCUGAAAACCUAAAGCUGCCCAUCCCCAGGUACCAAUCUGUAAGAAAUAAAUUGCUGAGUGACAAAAAACUGACACAAAUCUCUGGUUUGAGUGCACGUAACAAGAUUCUUACCAAAGCACUGACCUCAUCACAGACUUCCCCCAUGCCUGCUCUACAUGAAGACUGUCCUGAAGCUCAUUGUAGUUCAGAUUCAGCUGAGCAAGGGAUGGUAGCAGACUGUGACUCAGCUGAAAUUGGAGUUGCCACAUUAAUGAAUAAAAGCAAUUGUGUGGAAUCUAGAUCUCUUUUAAUGAACAAAGCUAAAAUUGCUAGCAAUAAUAUUUCUGGAUCAUCUGUAGUUGAAGACUCUCCAUCCAAGCCAGCAAGUACAACUAAUCCCAUGAAACUGAGUCUACAUUCUGUGAAGACAGCAUUGGAAACCACAAGAGAGUCAUUCCUGACAUCUGAGAAACUAAAGGAAAAACCCACAAAUUCUGCAAGUCCUGUUGCUGUCUUGUCACCGACAGUUUUUGGCAGUACAAUUCAGAUGACUCCAUCAGCACCAAAAGGAAAACUUCCUAUUUUGCCUUACUCCAGAAUGAAAAAUUCAGUGUUCUGUAAAUCUAAGCAGAAUAUUAAUGUUAUGGACAUACCUGAUCAUUCUCUAAAAUCUGAAUGUGAAAAGAUUCCAUUUUUGAUGAAAACCAAAGCCUUUGAUAAGCAAAUAAUCUCCAAACAAUCCAUUGGAGAAAACACUUUCUCUCCCUCCAGCAAAGAGGAUGAUGUCGACACUCUUAAAAACUUGAGCAGUGCAACCUCUAAAAGAAGAGGCAGGAAAAAAAGAGCCCCGGAAGAUUUAUUGGCUUUUCAGGCCAAGCGAAGGAAAUGCAUCAUUAAUAAGUUUAGAGAAGGAAGAGAGAGGGCCAAGGUUGAUACUGAGGCACCUGAAGACAACAGAGCAGGAGCAGUGACACGGUACCGCAGCAUCAGACCGAAGCCCGUGGUGCUUGUGCAGGCGCUCGCGCCGCUGACUCCCGCAGCCAUCGUGGCGACGCCGUCUCGUGGGCAGGACUCCUUUUUCAAUGGGUCACUCACCAAUAAAUGUGUGAGUUCCAAGCACAGUGAUGCUGCAUCAGCCAAAUCAAGUGAUCUAAGCAGAAAUGCACGUUCAGCUGUCCUUAGGGUGGUGCACAGGUGCCAUGUUUGUAACCACGGGUUCCGCUUAAAGCACCACCUCAAGGACCACAUGAACACGCACACUAGGAGGAGGCCCUACAGCUGCAGGAUCUGCAGGAAGGCAUAUAUGCACUCUGGGAGCCUGAGCACCCAUAUGAAGCUUCAUCACAGCGAAGGCAAAUCCAAAAAGCUGGUGUGCUGUGAAUUCUGUGCUAAAGUGUUUGGCCAUGCCAAAGUGUACUUUGGGCACCUCAGAGAAGUCCACAGGGUUGUUAUCAGCACAGAGCCCUACAGUAGUGAGCAGCAGGUGCAAGACACUUCAAAGAAGAGAGACAGGAAUAUAAAAGAGGCAGAAGAAGCUGCAGAGAGGGGAGAUAAGUGCAAUUUUGAGGACCUGUUCCAUGACCCAAGAGGAGUGAAAUUACAGGUCAAAUGUGGUCGAUGCCAAUUUAUUGCAGAAUCUUUUGGUGAAAUGAAGUUUCACUUAUUGUGCUGCCAUGGAGAAGAGAUUCAGGGAAGAGUGAAAGAAGAGGUUUUGCAAGAAAGCAGAGGAGCAGAAGGGAAACUGGUCAAACAUACAAGCCACGUGUGGAAACAGCACAAUGAGAGAAGACAUUUAGCACAGUGCAGUGCCCGUCAGGAGGAGCUGUAUAAUGUUCCAAAACCAAAGAGACAGCUGUUCUUCCACCAUCAAAAUCAUGUCAAUAUUAUACCUAAAAUUGAACCAACUCAGUCAGGAAGUAGUGAAGCUUCUGAGGAGAUGCAAAAUGUGGGGUUUGGCACACAAAGGAAAAAAAUAGAAUUUUGGUCUAAAGCAGGCUAUAACUGCAUCUUAUGCAAACAGUUAUUUGGAAGAAAAGAGGAUCUUUGUAAUCAUUGGCAGAGUCAUCAUAAUUGUGAAGACCCUUCCACUUUAUGGACAAUUUUUACUUUGGUAUCAAAACAAGGAAUUAUUGAACUUUCUGAUAAUGGUGAUUAUUGAAGCUCAACUCUGCUAUGCUAUGAAAAACCUUAACUACCUUACCAAAUUGUUCUUUCACUGUCUUGCUAAACUAACUCAACAGAUGUAUCACUUAAAAGGUUUUUUAGUUGGGUUUGUAGGGGAUUUUUUAAAAAGCCAUAUUAACCUUUAUUUUGGUGACUAGAAAAUGUGUUUAUUCUGUAUCAUUCCAGAUGGGUACAUGGAAGCUGAUUAUGAAUCCUUGUACUUAAAAUUCAUGCUUAAGGAACUUUAUAACAGCAAAUAUUCAAUACUAAUUAUUAACCUCAAUGAAAUAUAUUUGCGAGUUAAACUAUACUGUACACUCAGAUAUAAAUCAAUUUAUAUGAAGUAAUCUCAGUCUUAAAUGAAAUUAAAAACUUGACUGGAAUUCAGGUCCCGACAGUGCUCCCAGAUUUUGUGGUAAAUGCAUAUUUCCAUGCAGUUCUCUCAAUCACUUAAAUGUGCAUACAUGCAGCCCUCAGGAGCAUUGUAGUCUAUAAUUUAAGAACUUCUGAUUUUUGAUUUCAUGAUUUCAGUGUCUUCAAACAUGUUCAUUGCUAGCAGGUGUUUUUGGUGUUCAGUUCUGUCCUGGUAACAGCAAAGGUAUUUGUAUUUUAGAAGUAAAAGCUUCACAUGUAUUUAUAUGCCUGCAGCUUUUUGGGUUGAAGGUGAGUUGCCACCCACUGAGAUGGAGCCCAGACAUCUCCAAGGGGGCUGGGCCUGUCAGGCUGUGAGAGGGUGGAGUUCUGGAGCUUGAUUUUGAUUAAAAGGUCCUUGAAACCACUGAAUCCAAUUUGAAAUUGAUGUUUAAACUGCUUAAAGCCUUAUGUUCCUCUAAAUUAUUUUGGGAGCAACAAUGGAGGCAAGUCUAAGAAAUCACCACAUCAUUCUCCAGCAGAAUUCAGAGCAUGUCAGGGGAGGGCAGGCUGAAAAAUACAGCAGUAGUGUCCCUACAGUACCACUCUAUUUAUUCCUUCUUGUGGUCAGCUGUAAUGGAGGGUUUGCAGUGAUAAAAGAGCCAUGCUUAAAAUGGCCUGGCUUGCCUCUCACUGUUUUGCAAAAAUUAUGGUGAUGAAAACAUGAGAAGAGGUCUAAAAGUGUUGAGAUUUCUGAGUGAAAUUCCACAAGCUGCUGCAAUAUUUUGUGUAUGUGUUUUGUUUUUAAACAGUAAAGGCAGUUUUGAUUACCUAAUAGUUUUGAAUGUGAUUUCUCAUUGUGUGGUGCUUUGCCCUGGAGUUGAACUGUAAAGUAGGAAUCAAGAAUAACAAAAGACAAAAAGAAAAUGCCCACAGAACUGUAUUUUCCCAUGUAUUUUCAAAACUUUCGUCCUACUAUCUGUUGCUAUAAAUUCAGAUUUGUAGCUGUU